GCAAGUGGAUUUUGCUAUUUCACACAGUAAAAUCCAGCUGCAAAGUGCACUGAAAGUGCAUUAUUCUGCAUGUGUGGAACCUGGAGUAACCAGUGCCUGCCUACAUGCGCCUGCAACGGGUCGGGAUGGCACACCCGCGUGGCUUCGGCUGUUCCCACGUGGACCAGCCUAGCCAGGCAGCUGGAGUUCCCGGCCCUUUCCUCCCUUCUGCGCGACGCCCCUCCCGGAUCCUGCCUCGUUCCCUUCACGGAGCUGGCGAGAGGCUCGGACUCGGCCCUCCUUCUUGGGGGCCUCGCCCCAUCUGACGUGGCAGCCGCCCUCGGAAGAAGCAGAAGGGACGGAGGUCUGAUCGCCUGCCCAGAUCGGCCUGCCUGUGGCGGCUGCGAUGGGGCGGCUGCGGUGGGGGUCCUUGCUGCCGCUGCUCCUCCUCCUCCUCCUGCCCCGGCCGACGCGCAACCUGGAACUCAACUGGAGCCGCCUGGAGGGCCUGGCGCGGGGCAAAGUGGAGUCUUGUGGAGGAUGACGAUUGAACCGCUUGAAAGAGGUGAAGGCCUUCAUCACAGAAGAUCUCCCUCUUUACCACAACCUUGUCAUGAAGCAUCUCCCCGGAGCUGACCCUGAACUCGUGCUGCUGAACUUGAAAUAUGAAGAGUUGGAGAGAAUUCCAUUGAGCGACAUGACCCGGGAAGAGAUUAACCAACUUGUGCUGGACUUGCGGUUCUACCGGAAGGAGUCGCCUGACUCGCCAGUACCGGAGGAGUUUCAGCUUGCCCCUGCCCAGCCCCUGCCCACCUUGGAGGAGGCUAAGGAAGUUCCUGUGGCAAAAAGAAAAGGCGUUGCAGAAGACCUCUAGAUCUACUGCUUAAGAAAACCUCAGGGGUGGAUGUCGGCAAUGGCAACACUUGGAAGACUGCCAGUGCGCCAAAAUUGCAGAUGUGUAGAUGAGCAAUGCGCCAGGAAGCUGUUGUAGUAUUUGCAAGGCUGUAUGUCUGCUGACUCUAUGGGAACACAGAAAAGUCCAAGAAUGUGAAACUGCUACAGGAUUCAAGUAUCUAGCCCUUUUUGGUAACAGACUAUGCUGUUGAUACCUGCUGAACUUUCAGAAGCUUCCUCAAUCAGUUUCCCAACUUUUAAAGCAUGGGCAUUAUACUUGGCUCUUUUCCUGCAAGCAGUAAGAACGGCAGACGGUUGUGUGCAAAUGAGAGAGUGAACGCACACUUCCCUAAUUUAUACAAGUCCCACAAUCUGCCUUUUUUUGUCGCAGACUGUGGAUCUUUAGCAUGUGGGCGAAGAGUACAAACAGCCCAGGCUUCCUGCCUGUUGUCUAGUAGUCUAUGGAGAGUGUAACAAGAGCUGUCUGAAAAAGCAAUGCCCCUUCCCUUCUGGUGUGGGGGGUAGGUCAUACCGCUGCACCUAGCCUAGAGGCAAGCCAGACCUUUGUAUCAAUCCUGUUCCUCUUCUCACAAAAGAUGCUCAGCCCAGCAUUCUGUCGGUCUUCGCAAGAUGGCAGUCCUGUUCUUUGUUCUGUUGUAAUUGCAGCGUGUGGAACACCUUUCCUUCCUGGUGCAGAGAAUGAGCUGCUUUGUUUUGGGUUGUUGUUUUUCCUGCAGCAGUGCCGUAGCUAUAUGGGACAGGAUGAAGCCCUCUGCUUAAAGUUCUUGGUGCCGAGGGCGGAUAACAUCGUCCCAUCAGGCUUUGGAACAUGCUGGAAAACAUAGGCAGCAUCACACACCCCAUCAUCAGGUGUGCCUAAAAAUAGUAAAGCCUCUUUGGUCUGCA
Messenger RNA from Sphaerodactylus townsendi, 1779 nucleotides. It is a transcript of the gene SELENOM, whose product is annotated as selenoprotein M. The transcript is spliced from 5 exons. NCBI's taxonomy places the organism in Eukaryota, Metazoa, Chordata, Lepidosauria, Squamata, Sphaerodactylidae. The record is from RefSeq and is a predicted model, not a curated record. Gene Ontology annotation, cellular component: endoplasmic reticulum lumen. Gene Ontology annotation, molecular function: oxidoreductase activity.